GGAUUACAGGAGUACGUGCAGCCAUUUCAGUCAUAGUCAGAGACGGUUACUUGUACAAUUUAGAGUUUUGUCUUUGGUUUAGUGGCUGGAUAUCAGAUGAGGUCAUUGUGAGUAAGGUAGCCAACUGGACUGGAAACUUCUUCCUUGAAAACUUCAAACAUUUCAGGACAAGCUCAUCUGGCUUUUUGCAAAGCAAUCAGUUCUGCCACUGGUUACAGAUGUUUAGUGUCAGUCAAGCAAAUCUUUUAGUUUAUGUUUUUUAGGAUCAAAUGAACAUCACCAGUUUGUGACCGGUGAAAUUCCAAGUAAACAUUGCAGGACUUGUAUUACAUGCUGCUCUACGGUAGGCCAAGGUGGUGUUAGGAGUCUUGCCCAAGUGCUUGCCAUGGUGGGGGACUGAACUCCAGUCUACAGUGUAGAAGGAAGCAUGCAUCGUGCAGACUGGAUGCUGUGGCCAAAGGAGGCUCAGAGGAGAGAGGAGAGGAGGGCUGAGGCAAGGCUGGCUGAUGGGCUACAGAGGCUAGACGAGGCCAAACACUAUCAGCUCAGCACUCUGAGCCGAGAACAGCGCACACUAUCCCGCCACCUCAUCGCCAUCAAAACAGGAAACCGGCGGAGAGGUUUGCAUGCCGUGGGGUCACGACCCACCAAUCAUGACUUUAGCCAACCUGUUAUGUCCUUUAAGAAGACCCUGUUACCCAUAAUCCCACCUGCUGGCAGGGAGCCGGACAAGCCCAGGCCGGUGAAGCCACAGUCCAGCAGCUCUCUGCAGGCUCGUGUUCAGGAAUUUAUCAGCAGUGGGGAGACCAAGGCUGAUAACUCCACAGCACCUCUCUGUCUACCUGAGCUCAAACUGCAGCCCACCAACACACUGCCUCCAGAGAGAGAGGAGAACAGGGAGAGAGAGACAUAUAGAGACAGGGGGAGGGAGGGUCAGAGGUCAGUGUGGGAAACAGAGAGAGACAGGCCUAGAGACAGUCAGAAAGGAAGAGAACUGAUGGUGACGCAAGAGAAAGACAAGGAAAAAGCUGAAGAAACUGAUGGAGCCACGUCCCUUUCCUCUCCUCCUUCCCCCCUUUUGGACUCCCUUGCACCUGAUGGCCGUUUAAGGACAGUUCAUGUGCUGCCCAACUUCGCACAGGCCUUAGCGGAGGCUCGCAAAGCCAGAUACAUACGCCACCGCGGCCGGCCGCCAUGUGAAAGAGAGCUGAGCAUCAGAGAGAUAUUCUCCAAAAAACUCUAGAGACACAGACACUAAUGACUGUAACACACACGUCUGUGUUUCUUUCACACACAGAAACACAGCUACACCUUCACUCAUCUCAGACAUGGAGCUCUAAUCAAUGCACUAUUACUAUACCUUUAAAAUGUAGACUAUAAUUGACUAGACAACUGAAUUUUAGGCAAUAAAUCCUCUAAGAAUGCAACUUUGCUACAGUUCCUAUGCUAAAACCUUUGCUACUAUGCUAAAACCUACAGGCCUUUUUAAAGAUACAAAAUACAGCUGAGACUUACCUUAAAACUAAAUUCUACCCAUAUUUGAAAGUUGUGUGUAAUUAAGUUGUAGUAAUAUAAAAAUACAAAGUCAUUCAGAGUAAUUUGAAGUUUUUUUUAUUGGGUGCU
This is a messenger RNA of Pygocentrus nattereri (red-bellied piranha), 1623 nucleotides long. RefSeq lists its product as uncharacterized. Lineage: Eukaryota; Metazoa; Chordata; Actinopteri; Characiformes; Serrasalmidae. The transcript is spliced from 5 exons. The record is from RefSeq and is a predicted model, not a curated record. The coding region runs from base 428 to 1243 and encodes 271 amino acids.